Anopheles stephensi (Asian malaria mosquito) is the source of this 11259-nucleotide messenger RNA. RefSeq names its product trithorax group protein osa (gene px). Lineage: Eukaryota; Metazoa; Arthropoda; Insecta; Diptera; Culicidae. The record is from RefSeq and is a predicted model, not a curated record. The coding region runs from base 2290 to 9312 and encodes 2340 amino acids. The transcript is spliced from 15 exons.
AGUCAGCACGACAGAAAGAGCAAAGGAAUCGUUUCGUCGCGGUUUCGGUUUGUUCUCCCAUUUUUUUCCCCAUAUUUCCUAGAAAAAUCGUGCAAUAACCUAACAAAUAGACAAUACACGGGCCCGCUAAAACCGUGCACCGUCCGCUGGUAUGGUUUUUCGUGAAAGAUAGUGCUGUCGGCGGCUCGGUUGGAUUGUUUGUUUGAUUGAUGUUUCGGUUAGCGCGCACCACCUGACGGGAAGGCAGUGCGUGUGAGUGUGUUUGUUUUGUUCCUCUUCUCUCCCUACCGUCGGUUACCACCGUUAUUGGUCCAAGAAGGCGAACCAAGAUCAGGAAGAAAAGGUAGUGUGAUACGAAAAAUAUAUAUACUACGUCGCGCACUUGGAGCAACUCCACGGCACACACCGUGGGCCGACGACGCGCACAUCCUGCCGAAGGAAACUGUGCUCCACGAAAAAAAAGGGCACAGGCGUGUCGACACGUCUGCUGAGCUCGGUGUGCCUCUGUGUGGCGCUUAGUGUGAGCGUAUGUGUGUACAGUGCAGUGUAAUUUAGUGUGAGGCCUCUCUUCCUACAACCGCACACAACCUCUAACGGGCCCUCCCGCCGGGGUGGUAUUUGUUUACAUGUGCUUUUGCUGCCCUCCUCGAUUUGUUGGCAGCUUCCAUCGAUCGUUCUAUUUCAUCGUUUCCGCUGGCCCGGGUCCCGUACACCGCUCCGGAUAGGAAAGCCCCGUAGCAAUAGAAGCACGGAGGAAAAAAAAAAAACGAGUGGCUCGCAGCGAGCGCGGUUGUGUGGUAUCAGCAGCAGCAGCAGCACCAAGUAUCGUCGCAGUUUGCCGCAGUUGUUCCGUACCGUCGGUCGUAGUGACGCCGCACAUCUUUGUGUCUGCUGUCGGGCGGGCUCUGGCUAACGAUGGCGAUGAUGGUGAUGCUGGUGUGCAAUAAUCGUAGUAGCAGCGCCCGUAGCCGUAGCAACAACAACGACGACGUACACAGUAGCAGCAGCAAGCUGUUAGUGUCGUGAUAGUGGUGGAAUUGAUUUCUUGUGUGUGAGGCCGUUUUGGGGCGCAGUGUGUAUUUUUGUUGUUGUUGCUGUUCCGUGCUCCUCCACGCAACUUGGUGCGGAAAAGCGUUCGAAAGGAGAAGCGAGCGAGAAAGCAAAAGUAAAAGUCGAAGAAAAGCGCAGAAGAAGGAGUGGGAAAAGGAAGAAGAAUUCCGCAGUGCUCCUUCCUUCGCGCAGUAUCACGUGUGAGUGUAUGUGUGUUAGUGUGGUAGUAGUGUUCCGCCUGUGUGUUAUUUGUAUGUGCACCGAGUGUGUUCCGUGUAGUGUACCAUACUGAUUCGCGCGGGUACGCCGCGGAUCGUGCUAAGAAGAGGCAUUAUUGUUUACGCGACAGCGAUCGGUCCCCGCGGAUUGUGCUAGUGUUCGUGCGUGCGUGCGUGCGUGUGUACGUGUAUUUGUUCGCGAUCGAUCUGCUCCUCAGUAGUGUGUCCCCGCGGCAGGGAAAAGAAAGGAAAACUUUGUUUUUUUCUUUUUGCGUGUGGCAAUAGCCCUUUCCCAUAAGCCUCUAGUGGCGUGCGUGUGUGAAUAUGUGCGUAAGAAUGUAUGUAUGCCACGAUAAUGAUGGCGGUUGCGAAUGUGAUGAUUGAUAAGAAUGUUGUGCGACCGUCCGCAUCGUCGUCAUCGUCAACAGCAGCGCCACAAGCAGCAGCAGCAGCACCAGCAGCAUUAUCAUUCCCGUCAUCAGCCGCGCGUCGUGUGUGGUAGUGUGUGCGGCGGUGCAAAAGUCAUCCAAUUUACCAAAUCCCUUUGCGUCUCGUCGGCGGCGGCUUAGUGCCCGGGCGUAUUGCGUGUGCGUGAGUGUGUAUAGGUGUGUUUGUGUGUGCUGGGGGUGUAGAGGAGAAAGGCCUCUUUGUGUAUCCGUGGGCGGCGGCGGGUGUGUAUGAUUAAGGUGAACCGCUGAUUCGCACACAGCAGCAACAGCAAGCUCCCGUCACAGACACGGGCACAGCAGCGAUUGUACUCACACAGUAGCAGUAGUAAGCAGCGGCAGCAGCAGCAGCAGCAGCAUUAGCUCCAGCAAACCCACCAUCAACACCAACCGGGAGCAGGAAGUGCUAAACCAUUUCCUUCACAAAACCCGGAACCGAACCGCGCGCGCGCCCUUCCGUCCGUUGGGCCGCUGCCUGGCCAACGAGCCGAGUGGUAGCACUGCUUUGCCGCAGACGGCGCUACCGUUUUGAAAACGGCCGCACUCUACAGCGUUAGGAUAGCAACAAAAUUAGUAUGGAAAAAGCAAAGGCAUACAUUAAAAACGAAUUACGUGGGGGCUCCCUAGCGCAGCCGGAGCCCCCGCCACCACCGUCGCACCAUCAACACCACCAGCAACAGCAGCAACAUCAGCAUCAGCAGCAACUGCCUCAACAGCACCAGCCGGUUCCAAAUUCCUCCGCCCAUCCCUACCAUCCUCACCAGCAGCAGCCACAUCAUCUGCAGCAUGGGCAAUCGGCACCAUCGCACCCGGCCCAUCUGCUGCCGGUAGUGUCCCAACACAGCACACCCGUCUCAGCAGCGGCCUACCAUCCGCACCAUCCGACGGUUGGCUCCCGCUCGCCCUCGGUCGUCUCGAUGGACGAACCGGCCAACAUUUGUUACGUGUGCGGUGCCCUAGGCGCUCAGGACAAAUACUAUCUUCGGGUGCGCCAGAACCCGGACAAUCCGAACGAGCCUCACUUUCCGCUGCUCGAGUCACACACACCUCCUGCCGGCGUACCGGCCUGGACACCGGCCAAGGUGGGGGUUAGAUCCUGCUACCUGUGCUUCACGACGUUCGCCCAGCAGUGGGACUAUCACGAGCGCGAGGGCAAACCACUCUCACAGCGACUGUAUUGGUUGAAGCGCACGGACGACAAAAAUUACAUCGGUGCGGAGAUGAACAGUCAGGGCGAGUAUGCGGCACAGGUGCUGGGAUUGAGUGCGGACCAUCUGGGUGGUGGUCCUCCGCCACCGGGUGGGUACGCUGCUGGUGGACCUCCACCGCAACCAGCCGGUGGAGGUCGAGGAGUAUCGGAAAGCUCACGUUCUUCGCAGCCUCAACCACCAGGAGCCUCAUCCGUUCCGUACCCUCUACCUACGGCACCACGCAACGAAAGUCCUCUUCGAGGGGUGGCCCCACAAAGGAACGAAUCACCACAUUCGAAGGGCGAAGGAGGAGGAGGAGGGGUAGGAGGCUCCAACACAAGCACCGCUCCACCGUACCAUCCCGCGAAACGGUUCCUCGAAAAUCAUCUCGCAAGCCAGCAAGCGGGCGCCGCCGGAGCAGGAACGAAUGCGCCCUCCAACACCGUCCAAUCGCAACCGACGGCACCAAACUCGCGUCCGUCGAGUCGGAAUGAAAAGUCAACCACACCACGUCCGAGCACGCACGACAAUCCAUCGCCAGUGCCGUCGCCUGCAGCUGCAAGCCUGCGCUACGAUGGACGCAAGAUGUCGUCCUUUGCGCAUCACAAGCUCAAAAUGGUGAACUACAACAGCAGUGCGGGCACGGAACACCACAGGAACCAUCAGCAUCUCAGUGGUGCGGCUGGUCCACUGUCGUCUUCGUCCACCUCCUCACACUCAACACAGCAGCAGCAGCAGCAACAGCAGCAACAGCAGCAACAGCAACAACAACAGCAGACGCAUCAUCUACGGCUGGAAGAAGAGGGAGCACUAGACCUUCGGAACUCGGCAACCGGGAGUGUUGGUGGCGGUGGUGGAGUUAGUACGUCCUCGGUGGGAGGUAUGCUUCAGCUGGGGUUGGCAGACGAGAACAGUUUGCGCGGCAGUGGCAGCAAUAGCAAUGGGAGCACGGGCAGCACCGGUACGGAUAUCCUCGAUCUGUCGAUGCCGGACAAGAACUCGAUGACGGAGGUGUGCUAUGUGUGUGGGGAUGAGCAUAGGCGGGGCAGUUUGAUGGAGAUCGCGACCGUCAAACCGAAGGACGUGAAGGACCAGGAAAAGCCGUACUUUCCGAUAUUCGACGAAACGCACGCUAGACCGGCACGAUCGCGUCCGAAGGAUCCGAAAGGCAUGGUGCAGGCAUGCAAGGCAUGUCACCAGUAUCUGCUCAAUCAGUGGCAAUCGUUCAACAUUCGUUCAAUACCCGAGGCUCAGCGGAAGUACCAGAUCCGAAAACGCCAAAACACUCAGGAACGGUCGGCCACGUUCGUGUGCUACACCUGCGGUGCCGAUACGCCGUCCUCGCAACUACGCUUAGUGUACUGCUGCCCGAACGCGGAACGGGAACCGUACUUUCCGUUCAUCAAGUCCCUGAAAGCACCGACCAAUGCUAGUCCAAUAAGUCCACAGGGGAUGGUGCAAAUAUGUUCCACGUGCAAUAAGAAAAACGCUCACCGUGCGGAGGGUGGCAGCGUUAGCAAUGUGGACGAACGUUAUCCGUCUCCGACGAAAAUGACGUCUAGUGUGAUAAAUGAGGUUGUACGAUAUAAGCCUUAUGAAUUUGCCUCCGCUCUGUCUGGGGGACCGCUGCGGGACCAGAAGGGCAGUCGAAGAGAUUCAAGACCAAAUACACCACCUCACCUUCAAGGGCCAGUGGAAAACGGCCACGGUCAUCAAUGUACCAUUUGUAAGAAUACGUUUCCCGCCACAUCGAUGGAAUAUCUGUCCACCAGUGCCGAGCACAUGAACUCGCACGCGAUGCACUUCCCCUGUCUGAAGGGAAGCAACGACCAGAGCCGGGUGCUGGCGUGCAAAAACUGCGUCGAUAAGCUUACGAUCCAGUGGGAAACGAUGGACGCCCAGCGCGUACCGCUCGAGCACCGGAAGUACAUUAUUCCUUCGCCAACGCCAAACUCGGCAUCGAUAUCACCGGGCGGUGGCAGCCUAGUGCGGCCACAGUCCAGCGUCGGUGGUACGCCACCGUCCACACCGGCUUCUACCGUUCCGAGCACUUCCGUGUACUGUUUCAUCUGUGGGUUGCAUUCGGAGCUAAGCUUCGCCCGGCUGCUGUAUGCCAACAAGGAGGGAUCUCGGCCUUACUUUCCGUUCCUGUUAAAGCACAAAUCACCGCACAAUGCCGAGCAGUUGCGCGGUGACAGUUCGGCGCUGGUCUGUACAUUCUGUUAUCACUCGCUACUGAAUCAAUGGCGAAAAUACGAAGCGGCAAGUAAUAUUCCUCCACCGAGCGAGCGUGACUACAACUUUCACGAUUACUGUUGCCAUCUUUGCGGCAUCACGACGUACCGGAAACGGGUCCGUGCGCUCCCGAUACGGGAGUAUCCGUUCGUGGCGAAUCGAAAGUGUGAUGGCAUACUGCUGGAGAACGGUGAUUACGCAGUGGUAUGCCUGGACUGUUACGAAAGUUUACGGCAACAAUCGGCCGAGUACGAUCGGUUCGGAGUGGCAAUCGAAAAGCGCGAGUACAAUUGGGUUGCUCAACCGCCGCCGCCGGAGGACAGCCCGGAAGUGUCGGUGGCACGUCUACCGAGCGGGGAACGGUCCGAUAAGGCGAUUAAGAAUUCUCAAGGAGGAUUACGGUCGGCACCGAGCAAGAAAAAUUGUUCGCCGAAAGUCACGAACGACAAGCAGCGGGAUGGACUACAAUCGAAAUCAGCACUGAAACGUCCCGUCACCAGCCCGGCACCGCCCGUACUUCCCUCCACCCAGCAACUGCUACACCAUCCGUCUUCCUCGCCACAUUCGAAUCACCUGCUCGGUGGUCCAAACCAUCUGCCACCGGGCGCAUCGCCGGGGCUAGUGCCGCCGCCUCCACAGCAAACACCGCUCGGUGUGCCGUCGGUAGCGCACGGCGGUUCGUCCGCCAUACACGCCUCGCCCAACGCCCAAAACCCUUCAUCCGGUGGGCGGAGCAGUAGUGGGGGUGGUGGUGCUGGUGGAGCCGGAGCAGGCGGUGGUGGUGGUGGAGGUGGUGGUGCAGGAUCGUUUGCCGCGGCGCUGCGCAAUCUCGCCAAGCAGGCGGACGUUAAGGAGGAAGAACCGGGCCAGGGUGGCGGAGGAGGAGCCGGUGGUGCACCUGGCGGAGGUGGUUCUAGCGGUGGGCCGGGGCCAGGUGGUGGAGGAGGUGGCGGUGGAGGAGGCAGAGACAGAGAUCACAGGGAUCGGGAUCGUGAGCGUGGCGGAGGAGACGGCAGUGGAAUGCAGCUGGACGGACGCGGCAACACGAUGUCCUCGAUGGUGGUGGACAGGCGGGAAGACUCGAGGGGGAACAUCAUCAGCGACGGAAGGAUACGAAGCGGAGACGGACGGGGAGAUGGUCGUGGUGGUGGCGGCGGUGUCGAUGCGGCCAAGAAGCAACAUCAGCAGCAGCAACGUUCCUCACCACAACCGCCGGAGAAGAUGCCUCGUUUAAACCCGCCAAGCUCGAAUACUAUUCAGUCGGAACUGUUGGCCCGCAGUGGAUUCCAGCCGUACAGACCGGACGAACGACUCGCACACCCGGCCGGUGCAUUUCCCAUUGAUGCAUAUUCAGCCUUCGGAUCCAUUCCCGGCAUGCCACCAGCAAAUCUCUUCAAUCCGGCCGCACUGGCGUACCACGAUCCGGCCAUCUAUCUAGACCCGCGCUACCAGAUGCUCCGGGCCGGCCAUCAUUCGGCGGCGGGCCAUCCACUCUAUCCGUCCCUUCCCUAUCCACCCAACCUGUACGGUAUGCUGCCCGGGAUGGGAAUGCAAAGCAUUCACGAGCGCAUGAAGCUCGAGGAGGAACACCGGGCGGCCCGGUUACGCGAGGAAGAACGGGCCCAGCGCGAAGCCCGCGAGGCAGCGAUCGAGCGCGAGAAGGAACGGGAGCUCCGGGAGCAGCGGGAGCGUGAGCAGCGCGAAAAGGAGCAGCGCGAAAAGGAGCAACGCGAGAAGGAAGAGCGCGAACGGCAGCAGCGCGAGAAGGAGCAGCGUGAGCGUGAGCAGCGCGAGAAAGAGCGUGAGCGUGAGGCAGCUCGUGAGCGAGAGCGUGAGCGCGAACGGGAACGGGAACGCGAGCGAAUGAUGCACAUGAUGCCACACUCGUUGCCGCGGCCGUUCUUCUCGAUACCGGGCCUGCCGCCCGGCCUGUCGACACCGCUCGGGCUGGGAAUGCGUCCGCAGGGUGGUCCGCUCGGGUUGCCUUCGCACCAUCCGCUGCAUCCGUCGCUGGGCCUAAGCAUGGGUCUCGGUUUGCCACAAGUGCCACAGCCACCGUCGGCCUCAUCCCUUAACCUGUCGCAUCCGUCGGCUGGCAUGGUGCCGCAACCACCGCCCCCGGGCAGCGCGCUCGGCCACCCAUCGAUACCGACGAGUCUGGCGGCGGCAGCGGCCGCCUACAGCCACAGCAUCGCAUCCACCAUGAGCUCGUACCACUCGUCGAUGGCCCACAUUGGCGGGCUGAAUCUGUCCCACACGGCCGCCCUGGCGAACGCCCAGAACCUCAGUCUAGCCGGUCACAUUCCUCCGCCCGCGCACGGCUCGAUGAACCUGUCCGCCGGUGGAUCACCGGUCGCGGUCGUUUCCUCCCCGAACAGUGGCCACCAUCUGGCGCCGUCACCGCACCACCUAACGUCACCGCACGGUGCACCGCUCGCCCUAACGUCAAGCAAAUCAUCCACCCAUCCGUCGCCGCAUCCGGCCACCAGAGCUUCCCCAUCGUCGCCGGUCGUGGCGACGAGCAGCAGCAGCAGCACGGCCGCCCCCAACAGUGCGGCGGCGCCCCAUCCAUACUACACUGCCGCCGCAAUGGCAGCUGCCGCAGCGUCUCCACUAUCGCUCAGCAGCAAACCACCGCCCCACCCGCACCCGGGCCUUUCCUCACACUCGCCGGUCAGUGGCGGUGGCGGCGGCAGUCACCAUCUGCACCAUCUGCAUCAUCAUUCAGCACCGCCGCCGGGAUCGCAUCCGGGCGCACAAACGCAACCUCCGCUUUCGCAACAUCCGCCGGGCGCGAGUGGGCGUAGCAGUGCGGUCAUAACGCCUCCAACCACCCACCAUCAGGCGGCGGCCCAUCAUCACCAUCUUCAUCACCAUGCGGCGGCUAUGGCUAUGGCGGCCGCAGCAGCAUCGCAGGAACGCGCUGCUGCAUCCCAGCAGCAGCAGCAGCAGCAGCAACAGCAACACCGGCGGGUAGAACAGCCGCCACCUCCUACCACUGCUGUUCAGCCACCGUCGUCGGUGCAAUCUUCACCGGUCACCGGACCACCGGUCGGUUCAGCAACGUCCGCCGCAUCGUCCGCCACCACGGAACACAGUGUAAAUAGUACAAACGCGACUAGUAUUAACAGCAGCUCGAUCGUUGGACCGACGGGCAACGGGCCGGACACGCCCCCGGUAGGCAAAUCACGCUCACCGACCGUAGUGGCCGAUGGCCACAAUAGCACGAACGUUAUCAAAUCGACCGCUAGCAGUGAGGCCGAGCAGCAGACUGCUGGCGGUGGCGGUGGUGUGAUUAAGCGUUCCGGCUCAUCCUCACCGGGAACGCGAGACAGUCCCCCCGGUGGUGGUGGUGCACGAGCAGGAACGCCGGCGGGUGGUGGUGACACGCACGAAACGAACGGUGGUAGCACGAACACCGAAUCACGCCCAGUUUCCCGCAGUGCCACGGACGAAACCUCGAAGGAUGGCAUGUCGGUGAAGGACGACCGGACUGGCGGUGGAGAGUCGAAGGAAGACACGAAGGAACCGCCACCGCUGUCGAACAACGGAUCGAACGGCGAUAGCGGGACGGUGGUGGACAAACAUCCGUCCGGGGCUACGAUAGCGCUCAACAGCAACGGUAACACAGGGGCGCCACAAAACACCGGACCGGAUGGAGCAACGGCUAAGGGUGGCGGCGGAAGUCCAACCGAACAGACACUGCUACUUGACAGACGAUCACCCUCGAUCGUGAACAACAACACAGGCGCAGCCGGAGCCGGAACCGGAACGAAUGCGGGCACCGCCGCCAAUACCACACCCACAGGUACACCCGCCGGAACCACACUGGUAUCGACGACAGGUAAUAGCAAGGGACACAGCAACACUGCCGCUGUUGACCCGCCGGAAGAGCAUCGUCACGCAAAAGAGCAACCGCCGACGUCCAAGCGCGAUCGAUGCCCAUCAUUCGGACCGCCACCGCAUCCGGAACUAGCGCCGGACGCGGGAGGCUCACCGGGGGAAAAGAUCGAGGGGGCUGAAAAUGGGAAGAAAGCUUCGUCGCUCGUGGCCAGUGAGCGAGGCGAACCGACCCCUGCCACCGUUGUGGUGGAAGGAGGAGGAGGAGGAGGAGGAGGUGGUGCAGGGUUAAACAAUGGUGGUGCACGUGGUGGUGGGGACAGCAGUAGGUGAGGGAGAGAGGAGAGGAUAAUAGGGACCAAACAAUUAGUGGGACACACUACUGGCAAAAAAAAAGCAAACGUUAACGUCGGCCACGCAACCACGUUAGCAAACCCUGCAUUUAGCAAUGGAUCCUUUGAUGUGUGUGUGUUUGCGUGUUUGACCGCUAGAUGCCGCUAGCGAAUGGCUCUUCGUAGUAGGAGACUAUUCGCGGUUUCUACGUACGGGUGAUCUCAAAAGUGGACCCACCUCCCCGCACCGGGUUGCACCACCCACCCCCCCCCCUCCCCCUCUCGCCCGCCCAAACGGAGAGUGAGCGUGACACAAACCGCUCUUACUGAAGGCUAACGACUUAACCAACUCCGAUGAGUAUGAUGAUAGGAAAAAAAUCGUAAUAAUUUCCUUGAUUGAUUAAAUUGCACAAAAUAAUUCUAAACAAAACGCAUAUACCCGCUUACACAACCGACCCUUGGACCCUUAUAGAGUGGGGUGCUUGUUAAGGAAACUAGUGAAUAGAAAUUGUACAUACAAAAACCCGUUUUUGUCUCAAACCAUGUGACAAAACAACGGCCCUUGUUUUCUAUAUCGUGGGGGGGAAAGAGGGGGGGGGGGGGGAAGGUUCUCGAUGAAGCAAACAAAAAAAGAAGGAAGGUAGUUGAUAAGAAUUUUUUAGGUUAGGAACACACACACACCGGGUCGAAACAAAGAAUGAACAGAAGCGAGUGAGGAGAGGCACAGAGAGAGAAUGAGAGAGCGAGAGAGAGAGAGAGGAUGAGUUCCAGUGGUAGGACUUUUUAGGGUUAGUUAGUUGUGUGCGUGUGUGUGUGUGUGUGUGUGUGUAAAUCAUCCCCUCUAGUGUAUCGCACUUGUUGCACUUCUUGCUAUCUCUCUCUCUCUCUCUCGCUCUCGUACGCAUCGAGAUGGAUCUUGUCGAUUUUAAGUACUACUUCCCUUUACAGCGUUAUUAAGUACGAUUUUAAGGCGAAAUCAAGGAUAAAAAAACUUAUAUUACACAAAAAUUCAGUUCCCGAACACACACACGCACACAGCAAAACGUCGAUCACGUUUCCGUUUUUUCCAAAUCGAUCGAUCGAUCUUUCCUCCUUCCUACUUUUCCCCGUGCCUAUACACGCUCGUGACGAUGUGUACGAUUUAUCUAUUAUACCAAUUUACCCUACUAUUAUUAUUAUAAUUAUAAUUACUAUAAUUAUUUUAUUCCUACGUUUACGGUGCGCAUAUCAUUUAUGCUUACAAACGAUCUACAAAAACGGACAGACGGAGGACCGUUACGAUCACACGAUAAAGCGACGCGACGACAGAAUACAUAGAAAGGAAAAAAGGAAAAUCUGCAAGAAAAACUUUAACGGUGAAGUUGUUGUCGCUCUGUGUACAAUUAUACUGUGUCCUCCUACUGCUGGUAGCGAUUAGGGGUAAUCAUAAUAAAAAUUGCUUUAAACAAAACAAAAUUAAGCAGAGAAGCAAAUAAAACAAAGAUCGAGAGGGAAAAAAGCGGUGGAGUUUUUGCUCUUGGAUUUGUUUCUUUUGACUAACUUAAGCCGCGCUUACCCACGGCUAACCCCGGAACAGGAAGGCGACAAGGAUGUUUUUGAUGUAGGACCAGUGAGAGCACGGGAAGGGAGCCAAAAAGAAAAUGUAUUUGCGGCGUUGAAAAUGAUAGGAUUAGAUGAGACGAAUUUUUCCAAUUUGCAAAAAGAUAAAGUGGAAAAUUUUGGAAGAUAAAAAGAAUUGGGGGUAGAAUGUGGGAGGGGUUUGUAUGAGAUUGAAACACACGAAAAAGGAAGAGAAAGUAAACGGUAAAGAUAGAGAUACGCAAAUAGAUAGGAAAAGGAAAAGAGAAUACGAACGGGGCAGGAACAGACAAUAGACAACAAAUGAAAACAACGUACACAGACAAAAACACACACACACACAAUAAUCAAAUGCAUACCAUCAAUUGUA